AUGCGGCGAAUGCGCGGCGUGGGCCUGUGGGUGGCCCUCUUGCUGGCAGCAGCAGCGUGGCUUCCGUGCUGCAGGUGCAGCAAGGCGCUGCAGCAGCAGCAGCAGCAGGGAAAGCCGCCCAGCGCGGCGGAGCCGAGACGGCGGUACUCCCCCCCCCCCUCUCGGAGCCGCGCCGCAGAGCCGCGCUGCAACUCUUCGAAAAGGGGCGGGGUCCCCCCCCCCCCCCCUCUCGGAGCCGCGCCGCAGAGCCGCGCUGCAACUCUUCGAAAAGGUGCAUCCCAUGUUGACUAUUCACUACCACGGCUUCUCUCUGCGCGGAAGUCUGGUCUGCUACGACAUGUUGAACGAGCUGCGGACAGUGGAGGAGGCGCGGGCGGUGAUGGACGUCGAGUUCCACUUGCUGGAUCUGAUGCUGGAGAAGUACAAAGUCAAGAAACACAUGCGCAUUGUGGACGCAAACAUCGUCAAGAACAUGCUGGGCAUUCAGAACCUCUUUUCCUUCCGCUUUCCCGAAGUCAUUUCCAAAGUCACCCGCUUCAUCAAGGACUACGACCCCAUCCUGCGGGUCUUCCUGCAGCGCUACUUGCCUCACAUCUCCUCGUGAUAGUUAAUGUGCCUUCUUUUCUUGCGCCCCUUCUUCCCUCCAUAGCUUCCCGCAUUAUGGGCAUUCCUUCCAGCAAGAUCGCGGCCAUUGCCAAGGGCAGUCAGCUCACGCGCUUCAUGGAGCCCAAGUACGUCCCGCGCGAGUUCGGAAACCCCGCGGGACUCAGCGUCAAACACAACGAUGAAAACUUAACUGCUUCUUGCCUCAUGUUGCAGGAAAUAAAGACGCACUUGGGCGAGGCUGCGCUCACGGAGGACGGCAGGGCGCUGCUGGCGCAGCACGGGCCGCGGCUGCUCGGUCUCGCGGACCCAGCAGCAGCAGCAGCAGCAGCAGCAGCAGCGACGACGCCGACAGCAGCAGCAGCAGCAGCAGCAGCUAACUCGCAGAAGCAAGAGGAGGCCCCCACGCAUUUUUCAGUUCAGGUGGAAGAGUCUUCUUCUGCUGCGCAGCAGCAAACGAGCUACGAGGAAAGCGGCAACUUCGACGACAUCGACUGA
Molecule: messenger RNA, 1101 nt
Organism: Eimeria necatrix
Lineage: Eukaryota; Apicomplexa; Conoidasida; Eucoccidiorida; Eimeriidae
Source: RefSeq, a predicted model, not a curated record